Molecule: messenger RNA, 4211 nt
Organism: Pungitius pungitius (ninespine stickleback)
Lineage: Eukaryota; Metazoa; Chordata; Actinopteri; Perciformes; Gasterosteidae
Product: aryl hydrocarbon receptor-like
Exons: 11
Coding region: 388-2856 (822 amino acids)
Biological process (GO): regulation of transcription by RNA polymerase II; xenobiotic metabolic process; response to xenobiotic stimulus
Cellular component (GO): aryl hydrocarbon receptor complex; nucleus
Molecular function (GO): protein dimerization activity; nuclear receptor activity; transcription cis-regulatory region binding
Source: RefSeq, a predicted model, not a curated record
GGGCGGCAGAGGACUUACGUAAAAACACUUCCGAGGACUCUUUGGCGUGUAAAAGUCACGGUAUUCGGGUGUAUCCGCGUGGAAGUACGUGUACGGGUGGAUUACACGAGACCAACGUGGCGCCAUUCAGUACACAAGGAGUGAGUACUAAAGUACACACGGAGCGAGUACUAAAGUACACACGGAGCGAGUACUAAGUACACACGGAGCGAGUACUAAGUACACAAAGUGUUUCUCCGCCUCGGACCGACCGAGGACCGGAUUCUACCGUCUCUUCUUCAUAGAGGAUGUGGGUUCACGGAGCCGGUCACGAAUCACCGGAAUAAAGCGCCUUUCACCGGACUUCGCUUACACGGCACCGUGCGCGCGCGCGCGUGCGCGUCCACCAUGCUCGCGAACACGUCGCUGUACGCGGCGAAGAAACGCAAGAAGCCGGUGCAGAAGAUACCCAAGCCGCCGCCCCCCAAUGGCGCCAAGUCCAACCCGUCCAAGCGGCACCGCGACCGCCUCAACGGCGAGCUGGACAAGCUCAGCGGCCUGCUGCCCUUCAGCGGCGAGGUGCGGGCUCGGCUGGACAAGCUGUCGGUGCUGCGUCUCAGCGUCGGCUACCUGAAGGCCAAGGGCUACUUCAACGCUGCCAUGAAGAAGGGCCACAGCGCCUGCAGCUGGACCGGUGAGGGGAGCCUGGCGCUGGGGGCGGCGCCCACCCCGUCCAGCUUCUCCGGGACCCCCCCCUCCUCCUCCCGGGCGACCUCCAUCGACGGGGUCAGCUUCGACGAGGGCGACCUGCUGCUCCAGGCUGUGAACGGCUUCGUGAUGGUGGUGACGGCGGAGGGCUACGUCUUCUACACCUCCCCCACCAUCCAGGACUUCCUGGGCUUCCACCAGUCGGACGUCGUCCACCAGAGCGUGUUCGAGUUGAUCCACGCCGACGACCGAGCUCUCUUCAGGAGGCAGCUGCACUUCGCCCUCAACCUGGCCGGCAGCCAGCAGGACGGCGGCCUCAGCGAGCAGAGCUCCGCGGAGGUCAGCGCCAACGUGGUGACCUACGACCCCCGGGCCAUCCCCCCCGAGAACUCCUCCUUCCUGGAGCGCAACUUCUGCUGCCGCUUCCGCUGCCUGCUGGACAACUCCUCCGGCUUCCUGGCCCUGAACUUCCGCGGCCGGCUGAAGUUCAUCGGCGGGCAGAACCGGGUGUCGGCGGACGGGGCCUCGGUGCCGCCGCAGCUCGCCCUGUUCUGCAUCGCCACGCAGACGCAGCCGCCGAGCAUCCUGCAGAUCCGCACCAAGACGCUCAUCUUCCAGACCAAGCACAAGCUGGACUUCACGCCCCUGGGCAUCGACAGCAGAGGGAAGGUGGUCCUGGGUUACAACGAAGUGGAGCUCUGCAUGAAGGGCUCGGGCUACAACUUCGUCCACGCCGCCGACAUGAUGUACUGCGCCGACAACCACGUCCGCAUGAUGAAAACCGGAGAAAGCGGCUUCAGCGUCUUCAGGCUUCUGUCCAAAACCGGCUCGUGGAUCUGGGUCCAGGCCAACGCGCGGCUGGUCUUCAAGGCGGGGAAACCGGACUUCAUCGUGGCCCGCCAGAGAGCUUUGAUGAACGAAGAGGGAGAAGAUCAGCUGCGCCUCCGCCGGCUGCAGCUGCCGUUCAACUUCGCCACCGGCGAGGCGCUGCUGUACGACGUUGCCCCCGCCGUCGGCGCCCCCGACCCUUGCUCCGCCCCCAAGCAGAGGAAGCUGGACGACUGCACCGUCAGCCGCGGGUCCCUGCUGGGCUGCAUGCUGAGUCAGGACCAGUCUCUCUACUGCGAGCACAACAAGAACAACGCCUUCAACAGCAUCCACGACGCCGCCUUCAAGGACAGCCGCGCCACGGUCAGCGUGCCCACGGACCUCUGGGAGCCGGCCGCCGCCAGACCCGGGAGGUCCGAGGCCACGGCGCAGGACAUGAUGGAGACCCUGCAGCAGAUCCUGGGGGAGAACGACCUGAGCGAGGCGCUGGACGUAGGACCCGAGGAGCUGAGGAGCUGGGAGAGCGCCCUGCUGAGGAUGAGCAGCAACGGCUGCGAGGUGAGCGACAACCUGGAGGACAUCCUCGGCAACGACGUCCUCGCCUACGUGGAGGAGCAGCUGCGGCGGGAGGGCGCGCUCGAGCCGCCGGGCGCCGCCCCGGGCUCCUUCGGGGCUUCGGAGCCGCGGGACCAGAACCUGGGCUGGACCCCGGCGCCCCAGAGGCGGCCGAUCCCAAACGGAGGGCCGUCCAAUCCGGCCCCUCAGCAGGCCGCUCCGCUCGCCUUCGACCCGUCCGCGCCGCUCGCUGCCGGUCAGGUCCACCCCCGCCCGACGCAGAGCCCCCUCCAGACGUGGACGCCGAGCGGCCUCUGGGACCAAAGCGCCAGAGGUCAGUCAGCUCCUGGGUCCAGCGCUCCGUGGAGCUCCGCCUCCAACGCCGACCAAGCCUGCCGCUUCCUGGAAACGUUCGGGCAAAGUGCCCCGAGUUACCCCGUUGGGGGGCGCUUCGGGCUGACGACCCAGUUUUGCGCCGGGCCGGCCCCGGGGCUCGGCACCGCGCCGGCCUUCGCGCCUCCGGAGACUCCCGCCGCGCCGCUCCCUUUCCAUCCAAGCGGCCGCAUGUUCCGAGGCGCCCCCCCCUCCACGCCUCUGAGCGGCCUCCAGGCCGCCGGCUUCUACGGGGCCCUGCCCGGUGGGGGCGCCCUGCCCGGGCCGGGUGAUGCCGUGCCGCCGUGCCUGCAGCCCGACGCCGCGCUGAGCUUCUGUGAGCAGACGCAGGUCAGCCGCCCGCUGAACACCUUCUCCUCGCCGCCCAACGCCUACUACCCAGACAGCCAAUAGGAAGCCGCCGUGAAAGCGAUGCAGAAGGUAAGGAGAGACGCUUGGACUCCCCUCCUCGGAGCUGGUUGGAUUAUGUAAUAAAAAUGAUCUCCUGCUGGACACAAGCUGCUCGAACUCACUACCGCCCCCUUGUGCCCGGCCAAUGAGGCAGACGUGUCGACCCCUGACCUCCGGGAACCAGCUGACCGCGCUGGAUGUCGGGUAAAAACCGAACCAACGAUCGGACUACGCACAAGUCUCCAGUUGCACUUAAAAUCGCUUUUCAUUCAUUUUCUCAACUUUCGCAGCAAAAAGGUCAAAAAUAUGGAGGCCGCCUUUGUCAUGAAAAGGAAAAAAUCUCUCUAGUCGGUGCUUUCCUUUGUCACAUCUUUUGUAACUUAAUAUAUUUGAGUUUUAGACAUUUAAAAAAAAAGCAAUCGGCACUUUUGACAAUUUAUAGACAAAUACUUUUAUUGGAUUAAUGAGACAAACCGUUUGUCACUAAUGCUUCUCUGAUGAAGUAGAAUGGCUCUGGGACACCCCUUGUGGCUUGUUGAAAGGCAUUCUGGGUAAUGUAGUGAACCACUGACUGCAGUGGUGAAGGGUCACGGGUUCUUAUGAUCGUCAUUUUCAACACAUAACGAGCAGAACUUCUAACUUCAAGGCUUUAAAAUGUCAUCUAUCGUGUCUCUAAAGCUGCUGUGCAUGAGAUGUAAUCUUAAAUAUUACAGCGUCACGCACAAACAAAUAAGUUGUUAUCCUGAAAUAUUAUGUUCCAAAAAAGUGGAAGUAUUUAAAUGAUGCAAUACCUUCUUUUAAUAUCAUGUACUUUAUUCAACUUAAUGUAUAAUAUAUUUACUUAUACAGAACAUUCAAAAUGUCAUUUUCAAUGAUCUGAAAAAUUCAACAGCGAAUUGUAAUUAAUCCCCUAAUUUAUCUCAACCGCAGAUUCACCUCAAAUAAAAUCAAAUUAAAACAAGUAAUCACAGAUUGAUGUGUUUUACAAAAUAAACCUUAAGUGCUUUCGAUCACAAGGAGUCACAUAGAAAUAUAAAAUAUAUCUUGAUGCAAAAGCCUUUUUAGAUGUGUCACAUUCUAGGAGAUCGCAGCAUCUUUGUGUACUUGUGUGUGUGUAUAUAUAUAUAUAUAUAUGUCUUCUUUUUGCAUUCAUGUCAAACAUUUUGUAUUUUAUGUGCUGUCAUGUUGGCUUAACUUGGCUCAAGCAUCUUCAUAUUUGUACAUUAUCUGCACUCUUGAAAUCAUGUUGGUUUUGUAACUUUUCAAAAUAUUAUAUCUUGUGAAUUUGCCUUCGAUCAUUUUGAGUGAGUUUUUCAUGCACACCGUAUUAAAGGUGAUCUGAUCACACGUCCUUUGUC